GGCAGGCAACUUCUUACAGUGCAAGCAUAGCCACUGCUGGUGAAGAAGCUGGUUUGCUCCUAACCGUGGGACACACAACCAAGAGAGUCAACUUUCACUCCUGGUUCAAAUCACACCUCACCACAGGUUCGCUGUCACAAUGGAUGCCAUUCCCUUCUUCCAGAUAGCCUUUCAUCUUGUUUGGACUCCUGUAGACAAGCCAUAUGUACCUAGACAGUAGUACAUGAUUCCUUGACUUUUAAUAUUUUUACACCAGCCAUCGCAUACUACUCCAUUCAGUUGACUCAUGAUUUAAACUUUCUUUUCAAGGCAAUUAUGGAUUCAACCACACUGGUGGCCGUCACUGUUGCCACCACCACGGUGGCUCUGGCCUCCCAGUCGGACAUGUCCGGUUACUUGUGGCUCUUGAUAUUUGGCUUUGUGAUUGCCUUUGUCCUGGCUUUUUCCGUUGGGGCCAAUGAUGUGGCCAAUUCCUUCGGUACGGCUGUCGGCUCCGGGGUGGUGACAUUGCGACAGGCCUGUGUCCUGGCCACUAUCUUUGAGACAGUGGGCUCGGUCCUGCUGGGGGCCAAAGUCAGUGAGACCAUCCGAAAGGGCGUCAUUGACGUCGAGAUGUACAACGGCUCUGAACACGUCCUCAUGGUGGGGUCAAUAAGUGCAAUGUGCGGCUCUGCUGUGUGGCAAUUGGCUGCAUCAUUCCUGAGGCUCCCCAUUUCUGGAACUCACUGCAUUGUUGGAGCCACAAUAGGUUUUUCCAUGGUAGCUAGAGGUCAACAUGGGGUCAAAUGGGUUGAGCUUCUCCGUAUAGUGGCCUCCUGGUUCCUGUCACCAGUGCUCUCUGGCAUCUUGUCAGGGGUUCUUUUUUACUUUGUUCGCAAAUUCAUUCUUAAUAAGGCUGACCCGCUCCCCAAUGGCCUCCGAGCUCUUCCACUGUUCUACGCAUUUACUGUGGCAAUCAACCUCUUCUCAAUCAUGUUCACAGGAGCACCAAUGCUGGGAUUUGACAGGGUGCCAUGGUGGGGUACACUGUGCAUCUCGAUAGGAUGCGGUGUCAUCACAGCAUUGGUCGUUUGGUUUAAUGUCUGUCCGCGCCUUAAGAGGAAAAUACAACAAAAAUUAGGUGCUGCUCCCUGUGAGACUCCUCUGAUGGAGAACAACACUAAUGAGCAUGCUCAAGUGGUGGACAUAUCAAUACCGCAGCACCCUCCACCUCAGAGCCCUCCGAAAGACAGUCACAAUGUUGCUUUUAAACUCGGAGGUUCCGAAGAGGCUGAUCUAGAGAUGGAGACCAAAGACAUGGAUGCUAGCAAUGACAGCAAUGUUGGUCCCAUGAUGAUCACAGACCCCCACAGUGGACGAUUACACGCGAUCCAGAAAGACUCGGGUCUUUACAAAGACCUGCUGCACAAGCUACACAUGGCUAAGGUCGGUGACUGCCUUGGUGACAGUGACACAGAGGAGCAGCCCAUUCGGAGAAACAACAGCUACACCUCCUACACCAUGGCCAUUUACGGCAUUCAGGGAGACCCUAAGAACAAGGACAAUAAUGACGGGAGGAGGUGGUCCAGAGUGAACAGCUACAGCAGCGACAGUUCAGCAGUGGCCAGAGGAGAUUCAGCGAAGGAUGCCAGUGUGACACAGGAGUCCACUUGGGAGCAACCUCCUGAGGAAGAUGAGCUGGAGCUCGACCAAGCAGCUGUUUCCUCCCUUUUUCAGUUCCUUCAGAUACUAACGGCGUGCUUUGGCUCUUUUGCACAUGGUGGGAAUGAUGUCAGCAAUGCUAUUGGUCCACUUGUGUCCCUCUGGCUUUUGUAUGAGAGUGGCUCGGUUGCAUCCAAUGCACCGACUCCUAUCUGGCUAGUUCUAUAUGGCGGAAUAGGCAUCUGUAUGGGACUCUGGAUAUGGGGCCGCAGGGUGAUUCAGACCAUGGGCAAAGAUCUUACCCCCAUAACACCCUCUAGUGGCUUCAGCAUUGAGCUGGCUUCCGCCCUAACAGUUGUUGUGGCGUCCAAUGUUGGGCUUCCUGUCAGCACAACACACUGCAAGGUGGGAUCCGUGGUUGCCGUGGGAUGGCUGCGCUCAAGGAAAUCAGUGGACUGGCAUUUGUUCGGGAACAUAUUUCUUGCCUGGUUUGUCACUGUUCCUAUCUCAGGUCUCAUUAGUGCUGCCAUCAUGGCUCUCUUCAUUCACAUCAUUCUGUGAUCAGAAUCUUCACUCCAUGCAUUAUAAAUGCCAUCGAUAGCCAGCAAUUUUUCUUGAUGAAAAAAAAUUUACAUUUUACUUUAUGUAAUAAAAUUUGUUAUUAUUGUCAUGGACUGUAAUUGAGAAGUUAAAAAAUGUUAUGCUGCAUCUGUCUAUGCGACGCAUGAAAUUUAAAAAAAUGAAAUAAACACAUUUACAAUGAUUAAGACAAAACAUUGCAAGAUGUACAUACACCCUUUAUGAGAUACUCGUGUACAUAUCGAGAUCAAAUUGAGCUGAAGUUUUAAUGUCACACAGAUAUUCAGCUAAUUAUAUUUGUUUUAUGCUGACGGUAGAUUGCAGUGGUGUAGAACUGUAUGACAACCAACGUGUAUGUGUAAUAUUAUGUUACAAUGUAAUUGUCAUUAUUGUGUAUUUGUCCUCCCAUACACUUUACAGAGAUUAAAAAGACUGAGCAAGUGAUUGAGUACAUUCUGAA
This is a messenger RNA of Hippocampus comes (tiger tail seahorse), 2680 nucleotides long. RefSeq names its product solute carrier family 20 member 1a (gene slc20a1a). Gene Ontology annotation, biological process: phosphate ion transmembrane transport. The record is from RefSeq and is a predicted model, not a curated record. The transcript is spliced from 11 exons. Gene Ontology annotation, molecular function: phosphate transmembrane transporter activity. Gene Ontology annotation, cellular component: membrane. The coding region runs from base 316 to 2202 and encodes 628 amino acids. Lineage: Eukaryota; Metazoa; Chordata; Actinopteri; Syngnathiformes; Syngnathidae.